CCCGGAACCUGGGAAGUUUAUUUAAACCUCGAAAGCCGCUACUCAUUGCCAGUAGAAAGUAUAUAGGUAACUGAGUAGCUAUAAGAUUCAUUUAUUCGGAAUACCCAAAGAUUUCAAGAUAACUUAGUGUCUAAUCAUGAGUACAAUUCAAGAGUCGUUCGUUCUCGAAGCGGCGCCGGGAACGGACAUCUGGAGGAAGCCACCAACUACAAAUGUUUGGAAUGCUCCUAUCUCCCGCACAACCUCAGGCCCCUUGAAGAAAUUUCAAUCUGCCCGGGUCACCUUCUGGUCUGAUUGGACUGAGAGAUAUGACCAAGCAGGGCUCCUUCUUGUACCGAAGAGAGCAUCUUCGGCCGACGUUUCCCCUCCCGAGAAGUGGAUUAAAACCGGUGUUGAGUUCUAUCUUGGGAAACCGCAUCUCAGUACUGUGGGAUGCGACCGCUUCGCCGAUUGGAGUGUUGGGCCCUUGGCACUUACGGCGAAUGAAUCUGACCCUACCGAGGUUGGUGGGGUCACUAUCGAGAUUAUACGCGAGGGAGACGAGCAUGGCAAAAGUCUAUGGGUGUACAGAUUGGUAUUAGAUGCAGAAGGGCAUCUUAUCGAAAAAAUUCCACUUCGGGAAAUAUGCUGGGUACUUGCCAAUGAAGACGAAGUUGGUGAAGAAUGGCUCCUAGACGUUAGUCCACUUGUAGCCCGUCCAGAGAAGAAGGCGACCGAGUCUCUCAAGGUUAAUUUCAAAUCCUUCGAGGUUCAAUGGCUCUCUUGAAAAUAUAGACAUAACAAGGUGUCUUCUACCUUGGCAUGUUUCUUUCGGGCCAGUACUGUUACCUGAAAAGCCGUGUGCAGCUAACACGACUUCGAUCUCUUUGCCCCCUUGCGAGGUACAUGUUCAGACUUUAAGAGGAUAUACAAGCCAAUAGCAUCGCAUUAUCCUUUCAGUAAUAUAUUUUCACCGCAUUACACCAUGAUCAAAAGUUAAAUAAUAUUAUAGGGUUGUAAAUCUCGAUAAUAAAAUAAAACCCAGACAGUCCUAAAACUGAAUAUUUCUCAUA
This is a messenger RNA of Hypoxylon trugodes, 1052 nucleotides long. RefSeq lists its product as uncharacterized. Bases 137 to 766 code for a protein of 209 amino acids. The record is from RefSeq and is a predicted model, not a curated record. Lineage: Eukaryota; Fungi; Ascomycota; Sordariomycetes; Xylariales; Hypoxylaceae. The transcript is spliced from 3 exons.